AUGGAUCGAUCUCACCAAAGCGAGUCUGCCUCAAGUGGAAGCUCAAUAAACCGCGUGCAAAGUGAACCAAGUGACAAACCAGUUGGGUGUGGAGAGACAAAGGUUCUCAAGGUCGGCCCGCAUAAAUUCGGGGAGUUUCUACAGACGGCCAAUAUAAGAUCAAGUCUCAAAACAUGGACAGUGGAUAGCGACAACUCCGAGACCAUGCGGCACAUGGAGACUGCGGCAAAGGCUAUACGUGAUGGUAAUUAUCCAGUUGCCUUCCCAACAGAAACAGUAUACGGCCUGGGCGCAAACGCAAGAGACAGCAGAGCAGUUCAAGGGAUAUACAAAGCGAAAGGCAGGCCGUCAGAUAAUCCUCUAAUUGUCCAUAUAUCCGACCUCGACAUGUACACAGAGAUGGCGAAGGGCUUGACAAUAUCACGAGAGACGAGCCUUUAUGUGGCUCGCUACAACGAGCUGGUAAAUAAGUUCUGGCCCGGUCCGCUCACUCUACUUUUCCCGAAACCGCCGAAUUACCUCGCCCCCGAAGUCACUGCUGGACUGGACACGGUUGGCCUACGUAUGCCCGAUUCUGCUCUUGCGCGGACCCUGAUCAAGUUAUCUGGCGUCCCGGUCGCAGCUCCAUCAGCAAACUCGUCGACGAAGCCGUCCCCGACUACUGCGAAGCACGUAUUACACGACUUGAACGGGAAGAUCCAGUAUAUCUUGGAUGGUGGGCCUUGCAAUAUUGGUGUCGAGAGCACAGUCAUUGAUGGGCUUCGAGAUCCACCACUUAUUCUUCGCCCCGGCGGAGUCGGCAUCGAUGAUAUCAGGGAGUGUUCUGGUUGGGAGAACGUGCAAAAAGGCUAUAAAGAUGAGAGUGAAAUCGGAGGGUCUGCGCCCCGUGCUCCUGGUAUGAAGUAUAAACAUUAUAGCCCGAACGCCACCGUUAUAUUGUGCGAAGACGGGUUUUCCCCAACUCCACAAUCAACACCCGGCAUGAAGUUUCUUCAUCUCGACCACAGAAAGAGAGCCGGUGGCAAACAGGAGCUAGGAAAAGUUGAACUCAUUGCAGAGGCUCCAUCCACUAAUCUCAACGUUGGCAUACUACGUACCAAGCACUGGAAUAAAUGGCUAGGUUGGGAAAGAAAUUCGAGUGGAGAAGCCACCAAAGUUCUAGAGCACUGUAGGAACGAGACGGCCACAAUCGAUGGUUUGGCGGAAUUGGACUACUCCACAGCCAAUCUCUUUAACUGCGAUGGUGCAAACUCUUUCUGUAUCAAACUUGUCGACUUUCAUCUCGGCCGCGAUACCCAAACCAUAGCAAGUGGAUUGUUUGCGGCGCUCAGGGAGAUGGACAAGCGCGGCGUGGAUGUUAUCUUUGUUGAAGGGAUCGAAGAAGAUGGCGGCGGUAUCGCAGCGGCGGUUAUGAAUCGGGCGAGGAAAGCUGCGUCGGAGCGACGGGGGCACAGCGAUGACGGCAUAACGAAACAUAUUUAUUGA
Pseudogymnoascus destructans is the source of this 1485-nucleotide messenger RNA. RefSeq lists its product as uncharacterized. Gene Ontology annotation, cellular component: cytoplasm. Gene Ontology annotation, biological process: regulation of translational fidelity. NCBI's taxonomy places the organism in Eukaryota, Fungi, Ascomycota, Leotiomycetes, Thelebolales, Thelebolaceae. The record is from RefSeq and is a predicted model, not a curated record. The coding region runs from base 1 to 1485 and encodes 494 amino acids. Gene Ontology annotation, molecular function: tRNA binding; nucleotidyltransferase activity; double-stranded RNA binding. The transcript has a single exon.